AUGCUGGCAAGUGCCAAAGCUGUCAUCGAAAAGACACGCCCAGCAUUGGAAGAAGCCUUGAGAGAGACAGGCUUCCCCUUGCUGAUCACUGGCCAUAGUCUUGGAGCUGGCACGGCCAUUCUUUGCACAGUGCUGCUAUCAAGGGUUUCGCCCUUGAGUGGAAGUCCGAAGAUGCGAUGUUUUGCCUAUGCACCGCCACCGGUGGUCGGUCCAUUGUCCAACAGCGCCUUGCGUGGUUUGACGAUAUACUCCUUCAUCAAUCGCGCUGAUGUCGUGCCAAGAGCAAGCUUGGCGAAUGUUUUCCAUUUGGGUCUGGAAUGUAUGGCCGUGGACCGCCUGGAGCUUUACCAUCACCGCUUCAACCUGAUGAGACGCGAUGCAGCUCCGGAGAAUGCGGAAGAAACCAAGGCAAAGCAAAGCAUAUUGGAUGCAGUCAAGGAAUGCCAAGAUGAGAGGGCAAGGAAGCACCAUGAGUCAUUUCCUCCAUUAUUUGUCGCUGGACAGGUGUAUUGGAUCGAGUGGCAAGGGCAAGUUGGAAGUGUGGAGGACGUCAAUUUGGAUUCCACUGAGAGGAGACCCAGGAUACACAUGGCCAAAGCCGAGUCAUUCCAGUCACUUCUUCUUCGAGGGGGCACCAAUGCCUUGAAGGAUCAUAUGUGUGGAAGGUACAAAGAAGGCUUGGAAGGUUACAAAGUGCACCUCAAGGCCAGCGGAGGAUGCAACUGCGUAAUUCAGUGA
This is a messenger RNA of Cladocopium goreaui, 738 nucleotides long. The record is from the annotation of a GenBank genome assembly. NCBI's taxonomy places the organism in Eukaryota, Dinophyceae, Suessiales, Symbiodiniaceae.